Messenger RNA from Cannabis sativa, 1634 nucleotides. RefSeq lists its product as uncharacterized. The transcript is spliced from 3 exons. NCBI's taxonomy places the organism in Eukaryota, Viridiplantae, Streptophyta, Magnoliopsida, Rosales, Cannabaceae. Bases 288 to 1322 code for a protein of 344 amino acids. The record is from RefSeq and is a predicted model, not a curated record. Gene Ontology annotation, biological process: response to red or far red light; negative gravitropism.
GGUGAAAAAAAAAACCCAAAUAAUAAAGCUUCAUUGAGAAUCUGAGUCAACUCAACCCUAAAAUCAAAUCCCUAAGCCCUUUUUCUCUCUCCUCCCCAACGGGUUGUUCUCCAUUCUCAGCUUCCAUCAAUUUUUCACGUUCUCCCUCAGUCCUCUCCCAAGCACCGUAGCCUCCUCCACCUCCUCCUGCUUCUCAGUCAUCGUCUUCUUCCUCUCGCAACAACCAGCGGCGGCGCCGGCCAGAGCACAAAGAAUCAUUGGUGGUGGUCGGUCGCCUCCUCAGGGGGAUGGCAACAGGGGAACGUGCUGAAUCAUCAAAUGUAAAGGCUGAGCUAUGCCAAACACUUGAAAUUUGGAAGCAGGAAAUGGAAGAACAGGGAUCCCAAGUGGAUUUGUUGCAGUCGAAAUUUAUGGAUGUGAAAGCAAAUGUGAAAGAGUCUGAAGAAGAGUCAAAAAAAGAGUUGGAUGUUCUUUGGCAUAGAGUUAAAACAACUACAACAUUGUUAACGUACUUGAAAUAUAAAGCAAGGAUUAUGGCUGUUCCUCAUUUAGCCCAAACGUAUUGUGGUAUUGAACAAUUAGAAGGGGUAGGGCUAGUUGACAAAAAUGGUACGCCCUUGUCAGAUUGGUCUAAAGACGUUGAUGCUUCUUCCUUCAAUUGUCUAGAUGACGAAACUUGCACUGAAAUAGGUCAGCUUUAUGGUUCUCUGGAUGUCCAAGAUGAAGCUUAUAUUAGUGAUAUGCUUAAAUCAGUGAAGAUGGUCGCAAAGGUGAUGGAAUACCUUGUUGAAAGAGUGCUAUUGGCAGAAUCUGAAGCUGCAAUUGAGAAGGAUAAGGUAACCUCGGGUCAGGAAGAAAUUGAGAGAAAGUCUGUUCAAAUUGAGGAAAUGUCCUUAAAGUUAGAGGAGAUGAAAAUGUUUGCUCUUGGUACAAAUAGUAUUCUAAAUGAAAUGAGGCAGAGUAUAGAUGAUUUGGUUGAAGAAACCUCUAGACAGAGGCAACGAGCUUCAGAAAACGAACAGGAACUUUGUCGUGUGAAGCGAGAAUUCGAAUCUCUAAAAUCAUAUGUUAGCACUCUCAUUACUGUACGAGAAACACUCGUUUCAUCAGAGAAGCAGUUUCAAACAAUUGAGAAGCUAUUUGAACGAUUAGUUGUGAAAACAACACAGUUAGAGGGUGAGAAAGUACAGAAAGAGGUAGAAGUUCAGAAGCUUAUGGAAGAGAACGAUAGACUAACAGCUCUUCUUGACAAGAAAGAGGCCCAACUUCUGGCAAUGAAUGAACAAUGUAAGGUGAUGGCCUUGAGCGGUUCGAACAUCUAAUUUUGAGGGUCUUGUAUUUGUUCGUCUACCUCCGCUACAACGGGGUGAUUCUCUUUAACAAGUUCAUUGGAUACAAGUCAAACAAGUCCUGUGUUCAGGUUGCGCUACUCCGGUCUGGAAACCGAGCUUUAUUUUUAUUCCUUGUUUCUUUCUCUUUUUACUUAAAAGUUGUGAAUAUGAUCAUGUAUUUAUCAUCAAGUGUAUGCUGCUGCUGUUGCUGCUGCAAAAUCGAUUCGGAAAGGAAUAUAUAUGUUGGAACAAAUGAAGCUUUUCGUGUGUUAAUGAAUUUUAAAAAAGUUUACUUUUUUUUUU